This is a messenger RNA of Alligator sinensis (Chinese alligator), 3663 nucleotides long. RefSeq names its product verrucotoxin subunit beta-like. The coding region runs from base 185 to 3157 and encodes 990 amino acids. Gene Ontology annotation, molecular function: protein binding. NCBI's taxonomy places the organism in Eukaryota, Metazoa, Chordata, Crocodylia, Alligatoridae. The transcript has 4 exons. The record is from RefSeq and is a predicted model, not a curated record.
UUCUGUUUUGCACUGACACCGAUUUCAGAGCACUUGGACAGCUUCUGGCCGAGGGGACAGCAUCCAAGUUGGAGCAAUCUGCAGGCUGGGAGAAAAGAAGAAGGCCUUGAUUUCUGACUGGCUCUGACUGCACCCAAGUGUGCAGAGGCAGGUGAGAGGCAGGAGAUCACCUGGGCACAGCGUCAUGGGGGUCACCGAUGAGGCCGUGGUGGAGAUGCCAGCUCUGGGCCGGCCCUUCCAGGUGGGGAUGCUGUACGACUGCCGCAGGGACCUCCUCGUCCCAGGGGUCACAUUGUGGCGUCCGGAAGAAUUGAAAAAGGAUUUAAAUGUGAGGCCACAGCCCAAGACAGAUUUUGAGAUCAUUGCGUCUGACACCAUUGAGGACAAAGCCUCAGCCCUGGGCGUCUCAGCCGAACUGAAGGCCAGUUUCAUUGGGGGGCUGGUGGAAGUUGGUGGUUCUGCAAAAUACUUUAAGGACACCAAGAAAUCCAAGCAGCAGGCCAGGACAACACUUCAGUACUCAACUACGACUCGGUACGAGCAACUGAGCAUGAGCCACUUAGGACCAGAGAACGUCUCCUACCGUACAGUGUUUGACCAAGGCACGGCCACCCACGUGGUCACCGCUGUGCUGUACGGGGCUCAGGCCUUCUUUGUGUUUGACAAGCAAGUGUCUUCAUCUGAGGACAUCCAGGAGAUACAGGGAGAGCUCCAGGUUAUGAUCAAAAAGAUACCACUGGUCUCCAUAGAAGGGAAAGGGUCCCUCAAAAUGGAUGACAAAGAGAAAGCCCGGGCUGACCAAUUCAGCUGCAAGUUUCAUGGUGAUUUUGCUCUUGAGAGCAAUCCGGUGACUUACGAGGAUGCCAUGAAAAUUUAUGCCACGCUCCCCAAGCUGCUGGGUGAAAAUGGGGAGAAGGCCGUGCCCGUGAGAGUUUGGCUGUACCCGCUGACCAAGCUGGACUCCAAAGCUGCUCAGCUGGUCCGUGAAAUCAGUCUUCAACUGAUCUUUGAUGCCCAAGAGGCCCUGGAGCAACUGGCAGAAGUAGACAUGCGCUGCAAUGACCUGGUGAGCAACCGGAUUGCCACGACCUUCCCUGAGAUCAAGACAAAACUGCAGCAAUUCAAAACCAUGUGCAAGCAGCACAGGCAGAUUUUCCAGAAAGAGCUGGCAGGAAUCUUGCCCUCCAUCCGUGCAGGGGGGAAAGAGGAGCAGGCCCUGGCGGACAUUUUAGUUGGCAUGCAGCAGUCCCCAUUCAAUACACAGCAACUCAAUGCAUUCCUGGAUAUGAAGGAGCAAGAGAUGAUUUAUGUGAACUCCUUCCUCAUGGACCGCAGCGAUAUCAAACUUACGCCCUCUCAGAGUCAGCUGCAGCGUGUUGUCCUGGAUCGCAAGUUGGACUUUGUCCUCUCCUUUACGUUCACCUCGUUAUGGAAUAAGGAGCCAUACUUAGAUAAUUUAAAGCUCUGGCUUCAGAACCAACAUAUGAAGAAACCGGACGACGCAGCCCUGGCCGGGUCUGUCAGUGGGCAAGCCACAUCCAAGCUGUGGUUUCAGCAGAAAGAUAUUCACACAAAAGCAUGGAAUUACUCCAUCUCCUUCCUGAAAUUUGCCACAGCCAAUGCAUCCGGAAAGAUCGGGUAUACUGUGACCUCUGCCUAUGAUGAGGAGCAUCCAGGUGUCACCAUCCAUCUGUAUGCGAAAGGCAUUGAGGUCAGCCCUUCUUUUGAGCCUCCUGUAGAACCUCUCUCUCUCCUGAUUGGCGAAAUCAAGCAUGACCGCAUGCAGCUCACCUUCAAGCCAGCAGCCUUCGGAGAGGCUUGGAUAACUGGCUAUCGAGUAGAGUACAAGAUGAAAACGGAGGAGGAGGAAAAGGGGGAGAAGAAGGAAACGGAGGAGAAGUGGGUGGGUGUGGAAACAGAAAGCAAACAAGAGAUGUUCACAUUAACAGGGCUUCGUCCAAACACCGAGUAUAUGUUCCGAUACGCGUCAGUGAGUGCUCCAGGUGUGAGCUUGACCUCAGAGAUGAAGGGGACGGUCAAGACACGCCCCGUUAGUGCUCCAGGGAUGCCUGUGCCCAUUGCUGUGGGUGUGACAACCAUUGCCCUCACCUGGGAAAGCCCAGAUAUCAUUGGCAAGGGCUCCAUUAUAAAGGAGUACAGGGUAGAAUACAAGGAAGCUGGAGACGGAGGUCCCAAGGGGAAGGACGAGUGGCUGGUACGUCGGACGGGGAGAGCGCAGUUCUGUCACGUCGAUGGCCUGAGCCCACAGACACCUUACCGAUUCCAAGUGACUGCCGUGUGCAUGGACGGGGCAGAGAGUGCCCCUAGUGAGGAGACUCGUGUUUCAACAGUAAUGGCAGACAAAUCCAAGCAGUUCACACAGGAAUUGGUCAAGAAGAGCACCUUGGUGGAAGAAGGGCAUCCAUCACUUUAUGCCCUCCCCUUAGAGAAGGCAAAGGCGGCCCCAGAUGCACUGUACCGGAGGUACAGCCUGGGAAAAGCCAACCCUCAAGUCCCCAGCAAAGCUGUGGUGAUAGUAGGCAUUCCUGGGCUGGGGAAAGGCACUCUUAUCAACGCCAUGGUCAACUAUGCCCUGGGGGUGCAGUGGGAAGACACCUUCAGAUUCAAGCUGACCCAGGAAGCAGCAGAGGAACCCAGAUCGGAGAGCCCAGCCCUGGUGUCUGAUGUCUAUGAGAUCCAUUACAAUGAGACCUUCAAAAUCCCCUUCUCCCUCAUGCUUGUAGACAUCCCAGAGAUUGAGGAUGAGAACAGGUUCCAGAUGGCAAAACAUAUCCAAGCCGUGCUGGCUGCCUUGGGCCUCACUGGGGGCAAUAGUGCUCUCAUCUAUUUAGUCGGAGCCUCCCAACCUGAGGCUACGGUGGCUCAGUCUUAUGUGUUGGCUCGCAUUUCUCAUUCUUUCCCUGAGGAAUACAAGCUCCUGCUUCUAGUGGGUGCAGAUGGCCAAACGACUCCUUUCGUAGAAGACUUCAUCAAGGCCAACUUCCCCUUGACUUACUUCAAGUGCAAUACUUCAGCUCUGCUGGCCAAGAAUGCCAAUAACGAGAAGAACGUGCACAUUUUUAAUGAGAAGUCCUGGGGGGUAUACACUCACAGCAUGGAAACUUUGUUCUCAGAUUUCCAGUUCUUUAAGACCUAAACACACGCCCUUGGCAGAGCACCUUCUUGGAGAGAAAGCCAAGUGCAGUGGGUGCAGCUGCAGCCCCAAUCAGAGCCCAAUGGAUGACGCUUCUGCUAGCCAAUGCCCUACGUGCACAUUCUUCAAGUCAACUUCCCUGCUCUUAGCCAAAGCUUUACUGCCUUGAUUAUUCAUUUGAAGCAUUCUUCAUUUAUAUUCUUACAUUUUAUAUUCAUACGCUUCUGAAAACCUCCCCCCUCUCGCACAAAGUUGUAUGUUUGCAGUCCGUGAUCCCAGAGUGCUCCGCACCUGUGCAUUUCUUAGAAGUUUCAACUGUUAUAGCCUCUCUACUAAUUGCAGGACACAUCCCAGAGUACAAGCGUUUCAUGGCCUUGUUACUGGAGCAGGCACAAGACAAGCUGAAGAGGAUGCUGUAAGUGUGCUGGUGUUUUUUUGCAUCCAGGAAGAGCACACACCAACUGCUGAAACUUCCUUAGCCUGAUGAAGGGUUUUUGAACCCAAAAGCU